This is a messenger RNA of Drosophila takahashii, 870 nucleotides long. RefSeq names its product serine protease grass-like. The record is from RefSeq and is a predicted model, not a curated record. Lineage: Eukaryota; Metazoa; Arthropoda; Insecta; Diptera; Drosophilidae. Gene Ontology annotation, molecular function: serine-type endopeptidase activity. Gene Ontology annotation, biological process: proteolysis.
AUGAUUGCAUUUAUUCAAGCCUGGUUUUGUACGAUGAGGUCCAUGGUUUUGAUAGCUCUCGUGGCGUUGGUCCUUUGCGACGAAGGACUGGCCAGACUCUUGGAUGAAAAAUGUGAGAGUCAGGAGGAGUUUGGAGGCACCUCUGAACGACCACUCGGCACUUCUUGGAUGGCAAGCGUGUACAACGAAACGGGACAUCACUGCGGAGGAUCAUUAAUAACCAAACGUUUCGUUCUAACAGCUGCUCAUUGUAUAGAGGGACAGGAUUUACUGUAUGUGCACUUGGGAGAAUACGACCGAUCCUGCCCUCCAUGGAAAUGCAUGGGGGAAGUGGACCCCUUUAAUGUAAGCGUGGCCAUAGUUCAUGGUCAUUUUUCUUUUGAUCACGGGCAGUAUGAUAUAGGACUGCUAAGACUGGAGAGAGAAGUUCAGUUCAAUGUGUUCAUUCGACCAAUUUGCAUUAUUUUAGAUGACCCGGUAAAUUCAGCGGCAGUCAACGAAUACUGGGUCUACGGUUGGGGAAUGCUUCGUGCUUUUGGGAAAAAAAGCAACAUUCUGCAGGCCAUAAAACUGUACCAGCGGGAAUUGAAAGAUUGCAGAUAUACCAUAAUGCCUUUAACUGAUAGGCAGAUCUGUGCCGGGGCUACCAUAGGCGACACUUGUGGAGGUGACUCCGGUGGUCCUUUGGCAGCCUAUUUUACCUACCAGGGAAUAAAAAGAUUCGUACAAUUUGGGAUAGUCAGUUACGGCAGAAAUUUUUGCAAUUCCAAUGGUGUCUACACAAAUGUGAUGAGCUAUCAAAAAUGGAUAGCUGAUACUAUAAGCCGUUAUGAAGACAAAAACACAUUGUUAAAUAUCAGAUUUAACUAG